Molecule: messenger RNA, 3783 nt
Organism: Balaenoptera ricei (Rice's whale)
Lineage: Eukaryota; Metazoa; Chordata; Mammalia; Artiodactyla; Balaenopteridae
Gene: EYA1
Product: EYA transcriptional coactivator and phosphatase 1
Exons: 17
Coding region: 244-2013 (589 amino acids)
Biological process (GO): positive regulation of DNA repair; negative regulation of extrinsic apoptotic signaling pathway in absence of ligand; cell differentiation
Cellular component (GO): nucleus
Molecular function (GO): protein tyrosine phosphatase activity
Source: RefSeq, a predicted model, not a curated record
ACCUGGAGGAGGAAACAACAGUGGAGACCUCAACUUAAAGACAAUAUGCCUUUCACCGCUGCAGUAUCCUCCUUUUUCUCUUUUGGUUAAAAGAGAACAUUGUAGUCCUGAGCCACGUGGUCUGUAUAAUUAAGAACUGACACUGAAGCAGAGUAACAACAGCUUCUAAUUUUUUACCCCUGAUCACAGGUGCAAACAUCUCAAACCAGUUCAGAUGUUGCUGUUUCCUCAAGUUGCAGGUCUAUGGAAAUGCAGGAUCUAACCAGCCCGCAUAGCCGUCUGAGUGGUAGUAGUGAAUCCCCCAAACUCGAUAACUCUCAUAUAAAUAGUAAUUCCAUGACUCCCAAUGGCACCGAAGUUAAAACAGAGCCAAUGAGCAGCAGUGAAAUAGUUUCAACAACAGCAGACGGGUCUUUAGACAAUUUCUCAGGUUCAGCCAUUGGGAGCAGUAGCUUCAGCCCAAGACCGUCUCACCAAUUCUCCCCACCACAGAUUUAUCCUUCCAACAGACCAUACCCACAUAUUCUCCCUACCCCUUCCUCACAAACUAUGGCUGCAUAUGGGCAAACACAGUUUACCACAGGAAUGCAACAAGCUACAGCCUAUGCCACGUACCCACAGCCGGGACAGCCCUAUGGAAUUUCCUCCUAUGGUGCAUUGUGGGCAGGCAUCAAGACUGAAGGUGGAUUGUCACAGUCUCAGUCACCUGGACAGACAGGAUUUCUCAGCUAUGGUACAAGCUUUGGGACCCCUCAACCUGGACAGGCACCGUAUAGCUACCAGAUGCAAGGUAGCAGUUUUACAACAUCAUCGGGAUUAUAUACAGGAAAUAAUUCACUCACGAAUUCCUCUGGAUUUAACAGUUCACAGCAGGACUAUCCAUCGUAUCCCAGCUUCGGCCAGGGUCAGUAUGCACAGUAUUACAACAGCUCGCCGUACCCGGCACAUUACAUGACAAGUAGCAACAGCAGCCCAACGACGCCGUCCACAAAUGCCACUUACCAGCUUCAGGAACCACCAUCUGGCAUCACCAGCCAAGCAGUGACAGAUCCCGCAGCAGAGUACAGUACAAUCCACAGCCCGUCAACACCCAUUAAAGAUUCAGAUUCUGAUCGAUUGCGUCGAGGUUCAGAUGGGAAGUCACGUGGACGGGGCCGAAGAAACAAUAAUCCUUCUCCUCCGCCAGAUUCUGAUCUUGAGAGGGUGUUCAUCUGGGACUUGGACGAGACAAUCAUCGUUUUCCACUCCUUGCUCACUGGGUCCUACGCCAACAGAUACGGGAGGGAUCCACCUACUUCAGUUUCCCUUGGACUACGAAUGGAAGAAAUGAUUUUCAACUUGGCAGACACACAUCUAUUUUUUAACGACUUAGAGGAAUGUGACCAAGUUCAUAUAGAUGAUGUCUCUUCAGAUGACAAUGGACAAGACCUAAGCACAUAUAACUUUGGAACAGAUGGCUUUCCUGCUGCGGCAACCAGCGCUAAUUUAUGCUUGGCAACCGGCGUGCGGGGCGGUGUAGACUGGAUGAGAAAGUUGGCCUUCCGUUACAGACGAGUAAAAGAGAUCUACAAUACCUACAAAAAUAAUGUCGGAGGUCUGCUUGGUCCAGCUAAGAGGGAAGCCUGGUUGCAGCUGAGGGCCGAGAUUGAAGCCCUGACAGACUCCUGGUUGACACUGGCCCUGAAAGCUCUCACACUCAUUCACUCCCGGACGAACUGUGUUAAUAUUUUAGUAACAACUACUCAGCUUAUCCCAGCAUUGGCGAAAGUCCUGCUGUAUGGAUUAGGAAUUGUAUUUCCAAUAGAAAAUAUUUACAGUGCAACUAAAAUUGGAAAGGAAAGCUGUUUUGAGAGGAUAAUUCAGAGGUUUGGAAGAAAAGUGGUGUAUGUUGUCAUAGGAGACGGUGUGGAAGAGGAACAAGGGGCAAAAAAGCACGCCAUGCCCUUCUGGAGGGUUUCCAGUCACUCGGACCUCAUGGCCCUACAUCAUGCCUUGGAACUGGAGUACCUGUAACAGCCAACUAGCGAUUUCAACGUUUUGAUGCCCAGCUGCUGUGGGUCCUCGCCUCUGCCCUUGUGGUAAAUGAAGGACCACAUCCCUUUCUUCAGAACAGCUGUUGACUCUAGUACUGUGAAUCCAAUGCAAAUAAGCCAUGAGAAUGUUCUAGCACAGUGUAACGUGUCUUGGCCACAUUAACUACAUGGUUCGAACCUGUGAAGAAAGGACCUGCAGACGCUUUACGUUUUUAGCAUCUUCAGCGUGACCUAAACAGCUUCUCCAAUACAGCAAACUUGAUUGCACAACAAAGACUGAAAUGGGUUUCCUGAUUACCAGUGGGGGGAUUUUCUUGUAAAGGUUUACUUUUAUGGUGUCUCAUACCCAGGGUCAUCUGUACAUCUCUACUUAUUUAUGAACAGACUUUUUAAAAAAAAAAAAAAACAAAAACACAGCUUUAUCGAGGUAUAAUUCAGGAACCACACAGUUCAUGCGAACAGACUUUUUUGACAUCAGAUAACUGAAGAGACAGUAGCGUGAUGAGAGAGAAGCGACUGAAGGCUUUGGCCUCACGACACAGCAAGUACUUUGAAUUUUAGCACAUUGCAAAGUAGUUUAAAAUAUGUCUAAUUUAAACGUAUAAUAUGUACAUCACUGAGACAAUCAUGUACAGAAAGAAUUUGGGGUGUAAAUUUGUAAUAAUGGAUGAUUCUUUUACAUAUUGUUUAGGAAAAUGAUAUUGAAAGGUAGCAAUGCCUUGAUAGUGAAGUAUGAGGCAGGAUAUGCACAGACGUGCAGUGCCUUCUUGAAGUACUGGGUAUAAAUAUGUAGAUAAUGGAUUUUUUUUAAGAUCAUGUUGUCAAGACCAAAAGCAUGGAUGUCAAGUGUCAAUAAGAUUUUGUUUUCCAAUUUUCUUUCCCCAUCAGUUCUUUUUUUAUGCUGUUAGGAGGGCCUUGGUCAAAGAACACAGCAGUGUCUGUCUUAAAUAAUUUUGGGGAAAAAAGCCCUCUUAAAACCUCACUUUUUCAUUUUCAACACUAAUGUAGUAUAUGUAACUACUUGGAAAAAGAUUAUUCCAACGCUCCUUCCCACAGAAAGAAUGUAGAUGAUGGAUAUAUUUUAUUAAUGAAAUGGUUCAUGAAUUGGACACUAGCAAAGUUAUCAUGUGCUCAGAUGAUAUUUUCUCGUUUAAGGAAGGACAUUACCACAUAUCUGGAAAUCAGCAAAACUUUGUAUUACUUCCUACAUUCGUGUUCCUUCUGUUUUCCUCCACACUCAUCUGCCACCUCCCACCCCACCCUCCCAGGAAAGUUCAUUGCCAGCAGGGGACACGGCCCGGUCAUCACCAAGAAAAUAAUGCUACUCUUCACCCCCAUUCUGUAUUACAUGACAAGCAUAAACCUGGGAAAUAAAAUUUGUCACCUUUGUAAUACCCUAAUAAAGUUUCUCCAAAAGUGAUCGAUCAGUUUAUCUAGACACUAGUUUCUCUCAUCUAAAGCCUUCCAUUGUCAUGAAAUUACUUUUUGGAUGAAUUUUCUUUCAUAGUAUAUUGGGGGGGAAAAAAUAACACCAGCUUUGACCCAAAGUAGCUAAGGAAAGAGCUACUCUAUCCUUUUCUGAAGUUUCAUGUUGUUGCUGCUAGAAUUAGUCAGUUGUGAAUUUCUCAAAAUUGUUUAAUCAUUGAAUUUUGUUUUUCCUCUUUUGCUUGAAGCAAACAGAAGUCGACAAUUUUUCAGCCUUUCCAUUUUACAUUUUUGUACUCUGCAGACUGAAAAGACAAAGUUUAAU